GGCAUUCCGAGGGUCAAGAAUGAAGGAAAAAUGAAGAAUGAAGGGAGUUGGCGUGGCAUGCUAACCAGGCCUGAAAAAGUGGUUCAAUUUCUUGAAAAGUGGGUCAAUUCCAGGCGAUAUGUUUUGGGCUUUCGCUGGCUCUGGUGACCGGUGAUCCGUCUCGGGCGCGCCAUGGUGCGUCGUCCCUUCCUCGGCAGCAUAUCCAGUUUGAUUGUCAAGCUCGCUCCCGCCUGGAUGGCACGGCAGCGCCUGCCUGCCUGCCUGCCUGAGAAGGUUCAACAUAGCCCGAGCAUCAGUGCUGCGGGUGGUCCAGAUAUUCAUUUACUCGCCGGGCACGGAAGGGGCAGUCGAAUGCGGAGAGCCCAAGACCCGCAUGUCCCCUUCCCGGUCCCGGACCAACAUUCAUUGAUUCUUUCACUUCACCAGAGCAGGAGCAGAGGCGAGGCACUCUCCACGCUCUGUAAUUUCUGUUGGCUCAGGGCGAAUGAAGCGCCGACCAGUCACUUCGUGGUCUCUAGCACCCGCGCGGAGGGGGGAAGAGCCAACAAAAUUUCCGCUGCUGCUAGACUCGAGCCGAAAGAUGUUUGCCCGGUUGAGGCGCCAAGGUCAGAUGCAAUGCCACGUCUGCCCUAGCGGCCUCCACGCAUAACGAGAC
Messenger RNA from Lasiosphaeria miniovina, 655 nucleotides. RefSeq lists its product as uncharacterized. The coding region runs from base 172 to 633 and encodes 153 amino acids. The record is from RefSeq and is a predicted model, not a curated record. Lineage: Eukaryota; Fungi; Ascomycota; Sordariomycetes; Sordariales; Lasiosphaeriaceae. The transcript has a single exon.